GGCGGCGUGCCGGCCGACCUGUCCGCGGUAGGCGCCACGCUCGCGCGGCUGGUGCUCACGGGGACCAACCUGACGGGCCCCAUCCCGCCGCAGCUCGGGGACCUGCCGGCGCUCACGCACCUCGACCUCAGCAACAAUGCGCUCACGGGCUCCAUCCCGGCGAGCCUGUGCCGGCCGGGGAGCAAGCUGGAGAGCCUCUACGUGAACUCCAACCGCCUCGAGGGCGCCAUCCCGGACGCCAUCGGCAACCUCACGGCGCUGCGGGAGCUCAUCUUCUACGACAACCAACUCGAGGGCACCAUUCCGGCGACCAUCGGCCAGAUGGCCAGCCUCGAGGUGAUCCGCGGCGGCGGCAACAAGAACCUCCAGGGCGCGCUCCCGCCGGAGAUUGGCAACUGCUCCAACCUCACCAUGCUCGGCCUCGCCGAGACCAGCAUCUCCGGCCCGCUCCCGGCGAGCCUCGGCCAGCUCAAGAGCCUCGACACGAUCGCCAUCUACACCGCGCUGCUCUCCGGCCCGAUACCGCCGGAGCUCGGCCAAUGCAGCAGCUUGGCCAACAUCUACCUCUACGAGAACGCGCUCUCCGGCUCCAUCCCGCCGCAGCUCGGCAAGCUCAGCAACCUCAAGAACCUGCUGCUGUGGCAGAACAACCUCGUCGGCGUCAUCCCGCCGGAGCUGGGGGCGUGCACGGGGCUCACCGUGCUGGACCUCUCCAUGAACGGCCUCACCGGCCACAUCCCGGCGUCGCUGGGGAACCUGACGUCGCUGCAGGAGCUGCAGCUCAGCGUGAACAAGGUGUCCGGCCCCAUCCCCGCCGAGCUCGCGCGCUGCAACAACCUCACCGACCUCGAGCUCGACAACAACCAGAUAUCUGGCGCCAUCCCCGCUGAAAUUGGCAAGCUCACGGCGCUGCGCAUGCUCUACCUCUGGGCCAACCAGCUCACGGGGAGCAUCCCGCCGGAGAUCGGUGGCUGCGCGAGCCUCGAGUCGCUCGACCUGUCGCAGAACGCGCUCACCGGGCCCAUCCCGCGCUCCCUGUUCCGGCUUCCGCGACUGUCCAAGCUGCUGCUCAUCGACAACACCUUGUCCGGUGAGAUACCGCCGGAGAUUGGCAACUGCACGUCGCUCGUUCGGUUCCGGGCCAGCGGCAACCACCUCGCCGGCGCGAUUCCUCCGGAGGUCGGUAAGCUUGGCAACCUCAGCUUCUUGGACCUCAGCUCGAACAGGUUGUCCGGCGCCAUCCCGGCCGAGAUCGCCGGCUGCCGGAACCUCACCUUUGUGGACCUCCACGGCAAUGCCAUCACCGGCGUCCUGCCGCCGGGGCUGUUCCACGACAUGCUCUCGCUCCAGUACCUGGACCUCUCGUACAACUCCAUCGGCGGCGCGAUCCCGUCGGACAUCGGCAAGCUCGGUUCGCUCACGAAGCUCGUUCUUGGCGGGAACAGGCUGACGGGUCAGAUACCGCCGGAGAUCGGCUCGUGUUCGCGGCUCCAGCUCCUGGACCUCGGCGGCAAUACGCUGUCCGGUGCGAUACCGGCGAGCAUCGGCAAGAUUCCAGGUUUGGAGAUCACCCUCAACUUGAGCUGCAAUGGCCUGUCCGGUGCAAUACCCAAGGAGUUCGCUGGGCUGGUGCGGCUCGGCGUGCUCGACGUGUCGCACAACCAGCUCUCCGGCGAUCUCCAGCCGCUGUCCGCUCUCCAGAACCUGGUCGCGCUCAACAUCUCCUUCAACAACUUCGCCGGCCGCGCGCCGGAGACGGCGUUCUUCGCGAAGCUGCCCACGAGCGACGUAGAAGGCAACCCGGCGCUGUGCCUAUCGCGCUGCCCCGGCGACGCCAGCGACCGCGAGCGCGCGGCGCGGCGCGCCGCAAAGGUCGCCACCGCCGUGCUGCUCUCAGCUCUCGUGGUCCUCCUCGCUGCCGCGGCGUUCCUCCUCAUCGGCCGGCGCAAAGGCUCCGUGCUCGGCGGCACGCGCCCCGACGACGACAAGGACGCCGAGAUGCUGCCGCCGUGGGACGUGACGCUGUACCAGAAGCUGGAGAUCAGCGUGGGCGACGUGGCGCGCAGCCUGACGCCGGCGAACGUCAUCGGGCAGGGGUGGUCCGGGUCGGUGUACCGCGCGAGCGUGCCGUCCACGGGCGUGACCAUCGCCGUGAAGAAGUUCCGGUCGUGCGACGAGGCGUCGGCGGAGGCGUUCGCGUGCGAGAUCGGCGUGCUGCCCCGGGUGCGUCACCGCAACAUCGUGCGGCUCCUGGGCUGGGCGGCUAACCGCCGGACGCGCCUCCUCUUCUACGACUACCUCCCCAACGGCACUCUCGGCGGCCUGCUGCACACCGCCGCCGGCGGGUCGACCGGCGCCGCCGUGGUGGAGUGGGAGGUGCGUCUCGCGAUCGCCGUGGGCGUGGCCGAGGGCCUCGCGUACCUCCACCACGACUGCGUACCGGCGAUCCUCCACCGCGACGUCAAGGCCGACAACAUCCUCCUCGGCGAGCGGUACGAGGCGUGCCUCGCCGACUUCGGCCUCGCCAGGGUCGCCGAGGACGGCGCCAACUCGUCGCCCCCGCCGUUCGCCGGAUCCUACGGGUACAUCGCUCCCGAGUACGGGUGCAUGACCAAGAUCACGACGAAGAGCGACGUGUACAGCUUCGGUGUCGUGCUGCUGGAGAUCAUCACCGGGCGGCGGCCGGUGGAGCCGGCGUUCGGGGAGGGCCGGAGCGUGGUGCAGUGGGUGCGCGAGCACCUCCAUCAGAAGCGCGACCCCGCCGCCGUGGUCGACCCGCGGCUGCAGGGCCGGCCGGACACGCAGGUGCAGGAGAUGCUGCAGGCGCUCGGGAUCGCGCUGCUGUGCGCCAGCGCGCGGCCGGAGGACCGGCCGACCAUGAAGGACGUGGCGGCGCUGCUGCGCGGCCUCCGGAACGACGACGGCGCCGAGGCGCGCAAGGUCAGCGGCGGGUCCGGGGCGAGGCUGGACUCGGCGAAGUGGGCCGCUGCCUCGCCGCCGCCGACCAAACCGACGGCCCUCCCCCGCCCGGCCCAAGCACAGUCGCAGUCCCAGUCCCAGUCCAGCUCGAUGGCCUACUCAAUGUAAGGUCGCGUGGCCUAGCCUAGCCCACCAAAGAGGAGGAACCGAUGGCGCCAACCGCCAGCCGUGGCUCGGAGGUGUGCGAAGACUGACCUGGUAGCGUUGACUGGGCGUCGACGAGCCUAUGAACCGUCGGCGUGCCGCCGGACGCCGCUCCCGCUCGCCGGCGAGGCGAGGUAGAAGCAAGGUCGACGCCAUCAUGAUCAUGUGGACCGGUGGAGGUGGUGUGGGGAAGAAGACGACGCCACGCCGCCAUGAAUCGAGCAAGCAAUAAUUCCUUGUCCCACUGUACCAUACAUAUAGCUGUAGCGCAAUGCAUCUUGUACUGAAGUUACCCGGUCAAUUGAAUUGGUAAUCCGAUGAGGCAUGGCAUGAUCGUGUCCCGAAUCAUACCGCAUCUAUCUGCCGUCAGUGCCGGCGAGAUCCCAGCCGUGUGAUGGCGGAAUCGACGGCCCGGUCGUUCGGGUGGUGAAUACGCCAUGAGAGGACAGACAGGUGGUGCGACGUAGAAGAAGAGGAUGCCCUGACCUUCUACCUUCCUGCCCACACCCACAUG
Panicum hallii is the source of this 3637-nucleotide messenger RNA. Its product is annotated as LRR receptor-like serine/threonine-protein kinase. The transcript is spliced from 2 exons. Gene Ontology annotation, molecular function: protein kinase activity; ATP binding; protein binding. Gene Ontology annotation, cellular component: plasma membrane. The record is from RefSeq and is a predicted model, not a curated record. Gene Ontology annotation, biological process: protein phosphorylation. Bases 322 to 3087 code for a protein of 921 amino acids. Lineage: Eukaryota; Viridiplantae; Streptophyta; Magnoliopsida; Poales; Poaceae.